AUGGCCGGUCAACAGCAAACACCAAUACUCAGAGUUGGUAUCAUCGGUUGUGGUGAGAUCACUCAGGUCGCUCACAUCCCUAACAUCAACUUCCUUUCCCACCGAUUUCAAACGACUUACCUCUGCGACAUAUCUCAGCAAGCACUUCAACACUGCGCUAGGAAAGUCCAAGGCGGCACACCGAAAACCACAUCAGAUGCCGCCGAACUUUGCUCAUCGCCCGAUGUCGACGUCGUUGUGAUCGCCAACGCCGAUGCGUACCACGUCGACCACGGCAUACUGGCGCUCAAGAAUGACAAGUACUGCCUCAUCGAGAAGCCGGCGGCAUUGUGCUUCCGGGAUCUCGACUUGCUGGUCGAGGCAGAGAAGAGGUCCAAGGGCAAAGUGAUGGUCGGCACCAUGCGCCGGUUUGCGACGGCGUUUACGGAUGCCGUCAAGGAGGUUGGCGGGAUGGAGAAGAUACAGUACGCGAGGGUCAGGGACAUUAUUGGCCCGAAUUCCGUCUUUGUCGAACAGUCCGGCACUUUUCCGCAGAAGUUCACAGAUUACAGCGAUGAGGACACCAACGACCGACUGAGGCGCGAGGCGGACAUCUCCGAGCAGGCGCUGGCCAAGGAGUUUGGCGUCCCUGUUGUUCCAGAGUCCAAGUUGAUGCUGCGACUGCUGGGAGGCCUUGGAACCCAUGAUCUUUCCGCAAUGAGAGAGAUCAUUGGUAUGCCCCAGAGCGUUGCUGGCGCUUGCUUGACGUUCCCUGGAAUAUUCAGCGUUCUCUUCAAAUAUGAUGACUUCCCUGUUACCUACGAGUCUGGUUUCAACAAGAUCCCGCAGUUCGACGCCCAUAUCGAAGUCUAUUCGCCUGACAAAAUAGUGCGUGUGGACUACGACACUCCCUACGUGAAGGGCCUUCCAGUUACAAUGACAGUACGGGAGCGUGUCGGAGACGAUGGGUUCCAAGAGCGUAAGAUCAGGAAGACCUAUCAGGAUCCUUACACAACGGAGUUGUUGGAUCUUUACGACUGCGUCAUCAACGGCAAGCAACCCAAGACGAGUGCUUCGGACGCCAGGAACGAUAUUGAGUUGUUCAAGAUGAUAUUGCUGGCUGAUUCUAAGAGAUAUCAGAGUGCAGAGUAG
Colletotrichum truncatum is the source of this 1131-nucleotide messenger RNA. Its product is annotated as oxidoreductase. Gene Ontology annotation, biological process: NADPH regeneration. Gene Ontology annotation, molecular function: nucleotide binding; oxidoreductase activity. Gene Ontology annotation, cellular component: cytoplasm. Lineage: Eukaryota; Fungi; Ascomycota; Sordariomycetes; Glomerellales; Glomerellaceae. The record is from RefSeq and is a predicted model, not a curated record.